Molecule: messenger RNA, 1770 nt
Organism: Ustilaginoidea virens
Lineage: Eukaryota; Fungi; Ascomycota; Sordariomycetes; Hypocreales; Clavicipitaceae
Exons: 3
Coding region: 1-1770 (589 amino acids)
Biological process (GO): protein ubiquitination; negative regulation of septation initiation signaling; ubiquitin-dependent protein catabolic process
Cellular component (GO): ubiquitin ligase complex; mitotic spindle pole body; cell division site
Molecular function (GO): ubiquitin protein ligase activity; protein binding
Source: RefSeq, a predicted model, not a curated record
AUGUUUACCCAGCCUUUUUCGUCACCGCCUCCCGGGCCCCAGACGGCCAACCCAGUGUCGCCUUCUCGGCCAAGUCGACUCCGGGGCUUGAGUUACCUGCGCAACUACACUCACAGCCAUCUUCUUUCGCGGGAUUCUCACCACGCUUCCUCCAACACCAACACCAACACAAACACAAACACAAACACCAACAGCAACGCCAACGCCGCCAGCGCAUCGCCUCGCAGUCAGGCUCAGUCCGGCCACCUCACCCGCUCCGUCAGCUGCACAGCGUCCUCGACUCUGUCGUCCACGCCGCAAAACCCCAACCGUCUCACGCUCGUCAGUUCCUCGCCAGAUGCCCCCCCCGGUCGGUCGCCCCAGGUGACUGGCCCCAGCACCGGCACUGCAUCCCGAGCUGUCUCUCGUAGCCCUCCGCCGACCAUCCACGAGGUGGCUUCUUCCGUGGAACAGCCCCCCGGCCAGAGCGGCUUACCAGAGUCUGCAACCCAGCCAAACAUGGCCAUGAGCCGGCCUCGAGCUGCGAGCGGUGGUGGUGCCGCGACCGCUGCUGCUCUAGCUCCAGCUAGUGCUGCCGCCACCGCAACAGCGAACAACGGCAAUCCCGACACCGUCCCUUCCAUACGCUUUUCCGCCUACUACGAUCCUCGAUCCACCAGACCGUCGCUAUCCUUUCCACCGAUCAGCAGGACGCUGGCGAAUGGCGCAGAAAUCAUUCGCGUGGGCCGUUACUCGGAACGAGAUGGCCAGGCUGCCAACAUGAACGGCAACCAGCCAUCCGCCGCGCCCGUAGGGUUCAAGAGCAAAGUCGUGAGCAGAAGGCAUUGCGAAUUCUGGUGCGAAGAUGGCAAAUGGUACAUCAAGGAUGUCAAGAGCUCAUCUGGGACGUUUCUGAACCACAUUAGACUCAGCCCCCCGUCCCAGGAAAGCAAAGCAUACCCUGUGAAUGACGGCGAUAUUGUACAGCUCGGUAUUGAUUUCAAGGGAGGGGAGGAGAUGAUUUUUCGCUGUGUCAAGAUGAGGUUGGAGCUGAACCGGGGCUGGCAGAACAAACUGAACAGCUUCAACGUGGCUGCCCACAAGCGACUUCGCACCAUGGCGACCAACAAUGCUGCUGGCGGCGCCGCCAGUUCCAGCUCAUCUCAAGACUGUUCCAUCUGCCUCAACUCCAUAGCUCCGUGCCAGUCCCUUUUCGUCGCGCCAUGCUCGCAUACUUGGCAUUUUAAGUGCGUACGGUCACUGCUGACAUCGCCGCAAUAUCCCAUCUUUGUAUGCCCAAACUGUCGUGCGGGUGCCGACCUCGAGGCGGAUGUGGAGGAACCCGGAGAAGAAUGGGAGCAGUUGGACGAAGACGGCAUGGACACGGACAAGGCGGAACCGGAAAACAAGCCCGAGUCGGAAGGCGUCGCCUCUGAAGCCCUGGAAACCGCCAGUCCAGAUCCCGACGCCAUGGACGUAACAGUAAGCGUCAACACGACGGAGAGCCACGAGUCCCGACCACCGGCGGAUUUCUUGCCUCAUGCUGUGUCGGAGCCGUUGCCGAUCAGGAAUGCGGCAUCGGGUUCCGGUCGUAUCGGCCAUCUGCGCGACAAUCGAUCACCGUCGCCGUCGUCUAGCGGAGCCGAAGGCCCCAUCACGCCGAGAAACAAUGCCGGGCCGUGGGUGUUUGACGGCAGUGCGGGUAGCCGCGCGGUGGACAGCAGUUCCGAAAUGCGAAGCUUGGAUGCUGCAGCGGAAGCAGACGCGAACGGGGCAAGUCAAGGCCACUGA